UUUCGAUUAUUCUCCAUUGAUUGGCAAAGAUUCAUUAUCCAAAUAUAUAAAUAAAUCAGUUCACACACACAACAACUGGCCAAUGACUCAAACUGGAACCCACUCACAUUGAUCAGAUCAUAACACUUUUAGCUUCAGAAAAAAAAAAAAAAACAGCUAUCAAACAUAUCGUCUUGUUACUCUAUUUAUACCCUAAUUCCACAUAUCUACACACAAGCAAUAAAGAGAGAAAAAAAUAUAAAGCUACCAAAGAGAAAAUGGUGACACUAACACCAUCUUCUGCUAGUACCCCAAAAACAUCUUUUGAUUUCAUGAAGAAUAACAACAGUCACAGCAGUCUCUAUGUUUCUUCUUCUUCUUACUUGAGCAGCAAGGAAGAUGCUCUUGUCACGACCAAGAAGCUCAUGGAACCAAGCAAAACACUAAACAUGAGCAUUAAUCCAAAACAAGAGGAGUUUGGUGAUGAGAAGAAAAUGGUGAAGAAAGCUCCUGAAGAUCCAGAGAUUGGUGUGUUUGGAGCUGAGAAGUACUUCAAUGGAGACAUGGAUUCAGACCAAGGUUCUAGUGUUCUGUCUCUGACAAACCCAGAAGUUGAGAGAACCGUCGUCGACUCGAAGCAGAGCGCGAAGAAAUCUACUGGUACUCCGAGUGUCCGGUCUGAAUCAAGCUGGAAUAGUCAGAGCGUGUUGCUUCAGAACAAACUGGUGAAUAGCUGCAACAGUUCCUUCAAGGAAAAGAAGAACAGUAAUGGUCAGAUUCAAAAGGUGACCAAUAAUAAGAAGAGUUUUCUCGCAAAUUUGGGGUGUAAAUGCGCAUGCUCUGAUGGGGAUUCUGUAGAUGUCGAGGAGAAAACCUCGGUCAAGAGAAGCGCUGAUCCGAAUAUCUCUGUUAUCACAAUGAGAUCUUCUGCGGAUAUGAACACAGAACUGAUCAAGAUUCAGAAGCAAGAGGAGUUAUCACAGAGGAAGUCUCUUGAAGUUUUUGGAUCUCCAGUGGCUAUUGAGAAGAAGAGUAGUGUUGUUCAGAAGAAACUACCAUUGCCUCCAUGGAAAUCGAGAACAGAGGAGGACGACACAAAGAGUGAAGGGAGUGAUUCAAGCUCGGAUCUUUUCGAGAUAGAGGGUCUUACAGGGAACCCUAAACCUUUUCUUACGAGGCAAGGAAGUGAUCCAGCUUCACCUACGUGUUAUGCGCCAAGUGAAGUAAGCGUAGAGUGGAGCAUAGUGACAGCAAGUGCAGCAGAUUUCUCUGUUAUGUCAGAAUGUGCAACAAGUCCUGUAAGAAGAAACCGACCUACUCAGAUUCCUCGAAUCCCUAUUACCGCUAAAUCAGCACCGCAGAGACGGAAAUCGAGUAGCAGCAGCGGAGGGAAUGGUUUCUUGAUGAGCUGCAAGAGUCAUAAAUCUGUUAUGGUUUCUGGUGAUUUAGACAGAAGAAGCAGCAUGAACAAGACACAACCGAGUUACGUUCCUAGAUUCCCAAUGGAGACUACUAAACCUAAGAGUUUCGAAACACGAAGAAGGAUCAGCAACAGCUCGAUUUCUCACACACAAUCAUCUCUUCUUUAUAGUCAGUGAUUGCAAGAAAGUAAAAGAAAAAGAUUUCAAUCUCUGAUCUCUCUUUAUCUAUAAUUUCUACUGAGUGAGAAAGAUAUGUAAACUUAUAAUAAUGUCUUGUUGAGUCCAUGAUCAAAUCAAUUUAAAAGGGUUUCUUAGAGACCUUUUGCACCUAAGAAAAAGUUACUCAAAGAGUGACAAAUGAUUGGAGAGUGAAAACAAAACAUUAUGGUCAGUUAAAAACACAGAUCUCAAAUUCAGCAAAAUAAGCAGAGAGACAUUCCAAAAAUUGGCUCCACCAAGUUUUACCUUUUUUGGAUUUAGUCUCAAGACUCAAGAGAGAGAGAUAUGAGUUUUGUCUUAGCUUGAAAGGGUUAAAUCAAACGUACACUAGAUUGACAGAAAGAGCUAUUAAUGAGGAAACUUAAAUCAAUGAAAGUGUCAUAUUACCUAACAUAUCUAAGAUCUGGUCCUGAAACUCAUCUAAAGGCCAUGUAUAUGUCUGAAAUAAAAGUAAGGUAGACAAAACCUUAAUUGCUAGUUGACAAUAUGAGAGAAAAGAACCAAAGUGCCUUACUAAGACAAUAAAUGCAAAGAAAGAUCAAAGAUGUUUGUCUCUGUAGCCUACUCAUAAGGGAAAUGAUCGAAUUUACCCCAAAUGAUCUUAUCCAGUUCACUGAUAUUUCUCUGUAAGAUAUUUCAAAAAGGGCUAAUUAGAUUUCAAGAAAAGACAUAAAUGAAACCAAGAUGAUGACAUCAAAGCUAGUAUAGCUAGUAUGGGCUUAAAACCAAGAAACAUACAGAUCUUGAAGAUAAGUAUUGUACCCUUCUCAAAAGAUAUGAGAAAAUAAUUGACCACACUAUAUAUAAAAAUCUAAUCAUCUAACUACUUAGUUUUCAUAUGUGGAUGAGAGAAGAACAACAAAAGCAAGAAGACAUUUUGUGUUAAGAAAGCAAAACAAGAUUACUCAUCUUUGAAUUCUUUGGUUGGACAUUGCCUCAAAGCAUCCGCUUGCUCUCUUUCGUCAAGUGAAUAAAGGCAAGUUGGUAAUGAGAUGAGACUCUGAUCCCACAUGACAAAAAAUGGCUGAGA
Molecule: messenger RNA, 2649 nt
Organism: Arabidopsis thaliana (thale cress)
Lineage: Eukaryota; Viridiplantae; Streptophyta; Magnoliopsida; Brassicales; Brassicaceae
Gene: PKS1
Product: phytochrome kinase substrate 1
Exons: 1
Coding region: 258-1577 (439 amino acids)
Biological process (GO): phototropism
Cellular component (GO): plasma membrane
Source: RefSeq, marked reviewed